This is a messenger RNA of Notodromas monacha, 1717 nucleotides long. Lineage: Eukaryota; Metazoa; Arthropoda; Ostracoda; Podocopida; Cyprididae. The record is from the annotation of a GenBank genome assembly.
UUUUUACUAUCUUUCAGAAAUGGGCGGUUGUUCAAGAUGACAAAAGCUAUUAUUGUGGUGUUUUCUGUGAUACUCAUAAGCCAGCUGUGUGAUUUUUCACCAUGGGAAGAAGCAGCGGUGUCAACUGAUCGAGGACGAAAGCAAUUUGAAUUAGCACAGAAAAAUGCGGCUAGUCCCGUCUAUGGGCGUUGUUGGCUCAACGCCCUGCGCCAGUUGGAUUCCGGUUGCAGGUACCUUAAUGACGAUACGCAAAGCAGACUCGCAAUUGCUUUCGCCGGGUGUUUUCUGGUCAAAUCUGGGAGGAAACCUUUGGAAUGUGGAAUGGACGAGUCAGUUGCUUCUUGUUUGAAGCAUGUAGAAUCGGAAGCUUUUGCAGCGUACACGGCAUUUUUCACACAUACGCAGGAUAUGUGUUAUUUCUUGCACAGCCAGGCAUGGCGUGAAGAAACUAGUAACGUGAUAGAUAAUUUGGCGAAAACGUCAGCAGGUGUUGUGAAGGAGCUGGAAGAAGCGGGUGUCAAAUUGAGGGAAAGUGGAAAUUUGCAGAGAGAGAUUUUGGAGCAACAAUCAUCCGCUCUCUACGGACUAGAAAGGCUUCAUAAUCAAGGAGCACUGCUUGAGGAUAAUCUCAAGGUUUCCGGGCAAGUUUUCGAGGAAUUCAGACAGUCUGUCCACUCGCAUGAAGCUGUUCUGCUCGGCAUUUUUCAGCGCCUAGCAGAUUUGCAAGGCUUUGUUCUUCGGGAACUGUCGCUUUUUUCGACAGUCGCGUUUUACGUCGUUGCCAUAUUUGUGUGCUAUCUGCUCACUUCAACGAGUCGUACAAGGGAUGCCCGAUUCAAAAUGUUCCUAGUGUUGACAGCGAAUGCAGUAUUGGAAUAUUGGGUAUCGAGGAUAUUUUCUAGAGCCGAGACCUCGUGGGAAGGCAAUAUCUCGAUUGUUUCGGAUUCUAUAACUACGUGGGUUUGGAUGCUGAGGAAGACAACAACUUGUUCGUUGAUUGGAAUUUUCGUCUGGUCGUGCUAUUUUCACCAGGACCUCAAAGCCCUCAGCAUGUCUGUGAUGACAGAGAUCCGACACGAUAGUCUUGAAAUAAAAAGGCUCUUAUUACAGCAAAUAGCAGCGUCGGGGAAAUCGCCUGGUUACCCUGGAUAUCCUGGUUCAAGAGAUUCUCUGGAUUCCUCGUCCAUGUAUGUCUCGCCCAUUUCGUCUCGAACCGCCGUCGACGCUUACUCCGUGAGCUCUGCUUCUACAGUCCUUGAUGCAGAUUCUAUUCGCUCUACAGAGGAAAUUGAAAUAUCUUCUCAAGCUACAUCGGAUGUAGCAAGAAGUGAUACCUUUCGAUCGGCUUCUUCGUUUGCAUCGAGGAGUUCGAGAGGUUUCUCCUUGCCUGCAGCUCACCUUGCGAGGAAGGUGUCAACGCCGACGGUUGUCGAUAUACACGAGAAUGUUUCGCGUUCAACGGACUGGCGGAAAUCAAGAAAAGAUGCUGCUCGAACCUUCAUAGCGAAGACGAUAUCCGACGAAAACCGAGAACCCUCGGCUUCUAGAUAUAAUUUGAGAUCGAGAUCCAAAACCCCGGCCUCGAACAGAGGCUCACUCCCACCAAAAUCUACGUCGGAAAACAGAAGGAAAACGUCGAGAUCGCGAUCCCGGGCCAGAACUUCGUCAUCGCGUCUCAUUGAUGCUGGAAACUUGAGGAAAUGAUUUCUUGAUCCCU